CGCAGUUUGAUGACGACAUUUCAGCGCCGAAUGGCCGAAUGGCGGCUUCCAUCCCUGAGACGAGCAGCUCUGUGGGUCCCACAGUGGUUUUCUAAGGUGGCCAUUUCUGACUCUCCACGGGAGGUUGCUAUGGCAUUUCCUCACCUGCAGCAACCCAGCUUCCUACUGGCCAGCCUGAAAGCUGACUCUAUAAAUAAGCCCUUUGCACAGAGGUGCCAAGACUUGGUUAAAGUCAUUGAGGAUUUUCCAGCAAAGGAGCUGCACACCAUCUUCCCGUGGCUGGUAGAGAGCAUUUUUGGCAGUCUGGAUGGCAUCCUUGUUGGCUGGAACCUCCGCUGCUUACAGGGGCGCGUAAACCCAAUAGAGUACAGCAUUGCCAUGGAAUUUCUAGACCCUGGUGGCCCAAUGAUGAAGUUGGUUUAUAAACUUCAAGCUGAAGACUAUAAGUUUGACUUUCCUGUCUCCUACCUGCCUGGCCCCGUAAAGGCAUCCAUCCAGGAGCACGUCCUCCCCGACAGCCCUCUGUACCACAACAAGAUCCAAUUUCCCCCAACUGGGGGUCUCAGCCUGAACCUGGCCCUCAAUCCGUUCGAGUAUUACAUAUUCUUCUUUGCCUUGAGCCUCAUCACUCAAAAGCCACUUCCUGUGUCCCUCCACGUCCGCACUUCAGACUGUGCCUAUUUCAUCCUAGUGGACAGGUACCUGUCGUGGUUCCUGCCCACCGAAGGCAGUGUGCCCCCCCCACUCUCCUCCAGUCUAGGGGGUGUCAGCCCCUCACCAGCUCCCAGGACUCCAGCUGUGCCCUUUGCUUCCUACGGCCUCCACCACACCAGCCUCCUGAAGCGGCAUCUCUCUCAUCAGACAUCUGUGAAUGCAGACCCCGCCUCCCACGAGAUCUGGAGGUCAGAAACUCUGCUCCAGGUUUUUGUUGAAAUGUGGCUUCAUCAUUAUUCCUUGGAGAUGUACCAAAAAAUGCAAUCACCUCAUGCCAAGCUGGAGGUUCUGCACUACCGGCUCAGUGUCUCCAGCGCCCUCCACAGCCCUGCCCAACCCAGCCUCCAGGCCCUCCACGCCUACCAAGAGGCGUUCACACCUACCGAGGAGCACGUGCUUGUGGUGCGCCUGCUGCUGAAGCAUCUGCAUGCCUUCGCCAACAGCCUGAAGCCCGAGCAGGCCUCCCCCUCUGCCCACUCCCAUGCCACCAGCCCCCUGGAGGAGUUCAAACGGGCUGCCGUCCCGAGGUUUGUCCAGCAGAAGCUCUACCUCUUCCUGCAGCACUGCUUUGGCCACUGGCCCCUUGACGCGUCAUUCAGAGCUGUGCUGGAGAUGUGGCUGAGCUACCUGCAGCCGUGGAGGUACGCACCUGAGAAGCAGGCUCAGAGCAGUGACUCCCAGCCCCGGUGUGUGUCAGAGAAAUGGGCGCCCUUUGUCCAGGAGAACCUGCUGAUGUACACCAAGCUAUUUGUGGGCUUUCUGAACCGUGCACUCCGCACAGACCUGGUCAGUCCCAAGAACGCACUCAUGGUGUUCCGAGUGGCUAAAGUCUUUGCCCAGCCCAAUCUGGCCGAAAUGAUCCAGAAAGGUGAGCAGCUGUUCCUGGAGCCAGAGCUCGUCAUCCCUCACCGCCAGCAUCGGCUCUUCACAGCUCCCACGUUCACUAGCAGCUUCCUGUCGCCAUGGCCGCCAGCUGUCACUGAUGCCUCGUUCAAGGUGAAGAGUCAUGUCUACAGCCUGGAGGGCCAGGACUGCAAGUACACCCCAAUGUUCGGGCCUGAAAUCCGGACUCUGGUCUUACGCCUCGCUCAGCUUAUCACGCAGGCCAAGCAGACGGCCAAGUCCAUCUCUGACCAGUGUGUGGAUAGCCCGGCCAGUCGCUCCUUUUUGUCAUGGCUGGGCUUCUGCCCUGUGGAUGCAAACAGCUCCUACACAGCUAAUGACCUAGACGAGAUGGGGCAGGACAGCGUCCGGAAGACAGAUGAGUACCUGGAGAAGGCCCUAGAGUACCUGCGCCAGAUAUUCCGACUCAGCGAAGCCCAGCUCACCCAGCUCACACUGGCCCUGGGGGCCACUCAGGAUGAGAACGGGAAGAAGCAGCUCCCUGACUGCAUCGUGGGGGAGGAUGGGCUCAUCCUCACGCCCCUGGGCCGGUACCAGAUCAUCAACGGGCUGCGAAGGUUUGAAAUUGAGUACCAAGGGGACUCGGAGCUGCAGCCCAUCCGGAGCUACGAGAUUGCCAGCCUGGUCCGAGCACUAUUCUGGCUGUCAUCCGCCAUCAACCGCAGAUUUGCAGGUCAGAUGGUGGCUCUGUGCUCCCGGCAUGACUUCCUCGGCAGCUUUUGUCGCUACCACCUCACUGAACCUGCACUGGCCAACAGGCACCUGCUGAGUCCCGUGGGGCGGAGGCAGGUGGCCAGCCAAGCUCGGGGCCCCAGGCUCAGCCUGCGCUUCCUGGGCAACUACCAGACGCUGCUCUCGCUCCUGCUGGCCUUCUUUGUGGCCUCUCUGUUCUGUGUCGGGCCCCUGCCCUGUGCUUUGCUCCUCCUCCUGGGAUACCUCCUCUAUGCCAUGGCCAUGACGCUGCUGACCGAGCGGGGGAAGCUGCACCAGCCCUGACGGGGUCAGCCGAUGUCUCCAGAGCAGACAGGGUGCAUUUGCCACAGGCCCCUCCCUUGGGCCUGAGAGGCCAAGGGAGGCCUCUUCCAAGCCAGAGCCUGUUCAUCUUGGGCCUUCUAGGGGGUGUUUUCCCACAACAGUGGAGUCAUCUGGAAGAAACUGAAAUGAGAAGGGAGAGCAG
Molecule: messenger RNA, 2794 nt
Organism: Galeopterus variegatus (Sunda flying lemur)
Lineage: Eukaryota; Metazoa; Chordata; Mammalia; Dermoptera; Cynocephalidae
Gene: SMPD4
Product: sphingomyelin phosphodiesterase 4, neutral membrane (neutral sphingomyelinase-3)
Exons: 20
Coding region: 10-2613 (867 amino acids)
Biological process (GO): sphingomyelin catabolic process; glycerophospholipid catabolic process; ceramide biosynthetic process
Molecular function (GO): sphingomyelin phosphodiesterase D activity
Source: RefSeq, a predicted model, not a curated record